Molecule: messenger RNA, 1966 nt
Organism: Prunus mume (Japanese apricot)
Lineage: Eukaryota; Viridiplantae; Streptophyta; Magnoliopsida; Rosales; Rosaceae
Gene: EMB975
Product: Tetratricopeptide repeat (TPR)-like superfamily protein
Molecular function (GO): protein binding
Source: RefSeq, a predicted model, not a curated record
UGAGAUUCUGUUAUACAGAUCAUCUCAUCGUACUCCUCGUCUUCCUCGAAAUUCUCUGCCGCACCUCCUUCUGUUGCUGUUCAGGUUUUUCCCUUUACUUAAUUUGGAAAUAAAUGGAAAAGACAUAUGUGCCCCCUUAAAAAGUGACUGUUUACAGUCAGCGGCUGCCACUGACACAGAAAACUCAACCCCUAAGCCGAACUCUCUUCUUCCUCAUCUCUCAUCUCUCCAAGCGUCUUCUCUCUCUCUCUCUCUCUCUCUCUCUGUCCUCUCUUUCGGUCGGUAAUCAAGUAUCUCAGGUUGAAGAAAAUGGAUUGCGCAUUCUUGGGUAUAAAACCCAUUUUGUUCCAAGAAAGUUUUGCAGGAAAUGGGAAUGGAAAUGGUAGGGUGUCUCUGAUGGCGCGUUCUAAUUCUAAUACAAGGAGAAGACUUCCCAGCAACCUUCGCUACCCGCGGCGCACCAAACUUCCUCCGGAUUUUGGAAUCAACCACUUGUUGAAGAACACCACAGAACCAUCAUCUCAAACGGAAUUCAAGGAAGCAGAAGCAGAAGAAGAUGGCGAAGAUAUUGCUUGGGAGGCAGAUGAGAUUGAAGCUAUUUCAUCACUUUUCCAAGGGAGGAUACCCCAAAAGCCUGGAAAGUUGGAUAGACAAAGGCCUCUCCCCCUCCCACUUCCUUACAAGCUUCGACCUUUGGGACUUCCUAGGCCGAAGAAACAUGUCAAGAUGGCACCCAUUUAUGACCAAGUCUACAAGAAUCCCAAUGCGCUGGUUGGUUUAGCAAGGGAAAUUAGAAGCCUUGGGGUAGAUGAAGAUGUGGGACUAAUUCUCAACAAGUGGGUUCCCUUUCUUAGAAAAGGGUCUCUCUCCAUGACAAUUAGGGAAUUGGGUCACAUGGGUCUCCCUGACAGAGCUCUGCAGACCUUCUCUUGGGCUCAGAAACAGCCUCACCUCUUCCCGGAUGACCGGCUUUUGGCUUCCGCUGUUGAGGUCCUGGCAAGGAACCAUGAGCUUAAACUGCCAUUCAAUUUGGACAAAUUCACAAGUUUGGCAAGUCGUGGUGUGAUUGAGGCAAUGGCAAGAGGGUUCAUCAAAGGGGGAAGCUUGCAUCUUGCUUGGAAGCUUAUAUUCAUAGCUAAGAAUAGUGGAAGAAAGUUGGAUACGAGCGUAUAUGCCAAGCUAAUACUGGAACUUGGGAAGAACCCGGAUAAGCACAGGCUUAUAGGGACCUUACUGGACGAGCUUGGGAAAAGAGAAGACCUGAAUUUAACCCAGCAGGAUUGUACUGCUAUUAUGAAAGUGUGCAUUAGGCUUGGAAAAUUUGAAGUUGUGGAGAGUGUUUAUGACUGGUUUAGACAAUCUGGGCAUGAUCCAAGUGUUGUUAUGUACACAACUCUGAUUCAUAGCCGCUAUUCAGAGAAUAAAUACAGGGAGGCCUUGGCUGUGGUUUGGGAAAUGGAGGCUUCAAAUUGCCCCUUUGAUUUUCCAGCUUAUCGUGUGGCAGUAAAGCUUUUUGUUGCUCUGAAUGAUCUUCCAAGGGCUGUAAGAUAUAUUUCCAAGCUUAAGGAAGCAGGUUUCUCUCCGACAUAUGAUGUCUACCGGGACUUGAUUAAAAUGUACAUGGUUUCUGGGAGGCUGGCAAAGUGUAGGGAUGUAUGCAAGGAGGUAGAGAUAGCAGGAUUCAAGUUAGAUAAAGAAACAAUGUCACAGUUGUUGCAAUUAGAAAGUGAGAAAAGGUUAAGUUUUUAAAAUCCAAACUUCUCUGUUGUAAGCUGUAAUUACUAAUUACUAAUGCCCUCAUCUAGAAGUUCUUUCUGCCCAUCUUGUUUGGGUUAUUUUUGCAUAUGCACGCUUCUCUUAUCUUUAUGGUCAUCUUCACAUAAGUUUCACAAAGCCAUCGGGGGCAUCCUCAUUCUCAUUUUGUAUUCUUGAUGACUAAUGGAAGUGCAUAUGUACUGUAGAUAAA